Lampris incognitus (smalleye Pacific opah) is the source of this 1064-nucleotide messenger RNA. RefSeq names its product trypsin-3-like. NCBI's taxonomy places the organism in Eukaryota, Metazoa, Chordata, Actinopteri, Lampriformes, Lampridae. Gene Ontology annotation, molecular function: serine-type endopeptidase activity. The transcript has 6 exons. Gene Ontology annotation, biological process: proteolysis. The record is from RefSeq and is a predicted model, not a curated record. Bases 13 to 777 code for a protein of 254 amino acids.
CCAUCGACAGCAAUGGCUUGGCUGAUACUUCUUCUCCUGUCGCUGUGGGCUGAUGUCACUUUGGGAGGUGUGGAGAAAAGGAUCAUUGGAGGUCAUGACUGUGGAAAAGAUGAACGGAAGUUUCAUGUCCGUCUGAGCAUAGAUGGCCAACUUGAAUGUGGUGGAUCUCUGAUCAGUGAUAAGUGGGUUCUAACUGCAGCUCACUGCUGGCUUAAAGUGAAUGAUCAGAGGAGUCUUGAAGCAGAACCAGGAGUACAUCCAUCUGGUGGCACAAGACAAACGAUAGCAGAACACAAGAUAUAUAUGGAAGGUACAAAUAAACAUGACAUCAUGCUGCUGAAGCUGUCGACAGCUGUGACAGGGAUUGCAACAGUGGAUCUACCCGACUGUACGAAGAGUGUUGUACCUGACCCAAAGAAUCCUCAAACCAGCGGUGGGGUCAAAGUUCAGGUCGCUGGCUACGCUAACUAUGUUGGAAAACCUGGAGAUGUAAAAGCAGCCCUCCAAAGACAACUCCCUGCCACCCUGCAGUGUGCCGACAUGGAAGUUACCACAUGUGGUAGUGAUUUUGAUGAUGAGUUUCUGCGGCACCGUUUCUGUGGCAAAACAUCAGGUGGAGUUGAUACCUGUCCGGGGGAUUCUGGUGGAGGGGUGGUGUACGACAAGAAGAUUUAUGGUGUCCACAGCGGGAGUGGGGGCGUGGUCUGUAGUUCACCAGCCAACUUCAUGGAUGUCUGCAGGUACUUGGAUUGGAUCAAGACAACUAUCCAGGGUUAAUGACUCAUAAUAAUAAAGAAUAAAUGUUGAGAUCUCUCAUCUCCCUACAAGAACAUGUUGUCAUUGCUUUCUUCUCUUUAUUUAAGUGUCUCAUUAUUAGUUUCGCUGUAAUGUAGAUACUGCUUUGCUAAUGGAACAAUGCAGUUUGCAGUGAACACUAGUGAGGUUUUCUCACCUGUGUCCUGUUUCACAAUGCUUCACAGAACCAAUGAAAGGACAGGAGACAAGUGAGAAAUGGCCUGUGAAUAAAAACACAGAGUGAUUAAACUUCAGAAAGGUGCACACGG